CUACCUGGGAGGGGCAGAGCUGGAUGGUGUCCUGGAAAAAGGUGUGUGGGGGUGGAGGAGGCUGCCGUUGAAGGCCCUGGCUUCUGCCUGCCAGCGGCACCUACCUAAGGCUGCAGUCCUCCGAGACUGCUAGUGCUAACUCCCCAGCAACACGAUGGACAGGCCGGAAUCCCGGUGCCCUCCCGCAGGCUCCCUCAGGCUAUUUGUCCUCACGUGCCUCCUGGUUCUGACAGCUGUUCUGACGUAUCCUAUGCUCAGGACCUUUAGCCUCUGGUUCCACUCCUCCCUUGCCAGGAGCUAUGUCUCUGGCACUUACUCCAUCGUUUUUGUCAACUGUCCCAAUGAGCAAAUUGCCAGAGACGUUGCCAGGGCCAUACUGGAUAAGAAGCUGGCUGCCUCUGUGAACAUCUUGCCUAAGACAUCCUCACUGUACUUUUGGAAGGGAGAAAUUGAAGAAUCCACUGAGAUCUUGUUGCUAAUAAAGACAAAGACUUCCAAGGUCUCCAGGCUGUCCACCUACAUGAGGUUGGCUCAUCCUUUUGAAAUCCCAGAAGUCUUCAGUAUUUCCAUGGACCACGGAGAUGCUCGCUAUUUAAAGUGGCUUGAGGAGGGCAUGAAGGAAGACUAAGCAGAGAAACUGCAGGCUGCUGACUUGACUGUAAGCCUUUCCUGACUGCGCUCUGGGAAAAGCAGGGCCUCCUUGUGCCUCCCUAGGGGGUUCCUGACAGCACAGGGGUGACCUGUGCAUGCUGAUUGAAGGGCUGAGCAUUUCAAGACCAGAAGUGAAGGCCAGCCCGACCAGCAAGCACCAAUUGGAGCCUGUCUCUGAGUCCUGUGUGUUUGCAGGUGGCCAGGGGGUGAGGAUGCAGGGACAGAGGGGAGGCGGCCGAGAGGGCACUGGGCCUACUGUUAGUGCUUGGGUGUAACUGCUCCUAGGCGUCUCAUGGGGACAAAGGGCCUUGCUCACCUGGGUGUGUGUGGGAUAAACAUCUUCUAAAGAAACUGACACGUGCGCUGUUCAAAAUCAUGUAUUGUAGUGGUACGGUUCCAGGGGAGGUCAGCAGAAUUCUAUUCUUGUUACACUGGCUUUUGUUGCUCCUGAACUUGCAGAGGUGAGGCUGGGAAGGGACUUCUUGAGCCUAUACAGACUAGGGGAAUAUUAGGGUUUCAACACAGCCUCGUGAGCUGAGAGUAAGUCUUGACUCUUUAUUAGACUUAAUAUAACAGACAUGCAAAGACUCUGGAGACAUGGGCUCUCAGCCCUGGGAAUGAACCUGCUGGACCAGGGUUCUUCACACUUGCUGUACAGAGCUUCUAGGGCUGACAGAGGAACCCCUGAACUUCUUGGGGAAUGCAGCCCCCAUCCACAUCCCAAGUGAAGCUGCCAGGAGUUUGUAAAUCGCUGCUGUGAUUUUCCCGAUAUUAUGCAUCAUGAAGAAAAACUGCACUUCAUAGAAUUGCAUGCAAGUAGGCGUGCUAAAUUAUACAGCCUAGCCAUGGUUUCUCAUCCCAUGUUGAGGGUUCUUCUACACCUGUCCCAGGAUCUCUGGUGACGAGGACAGGGAGCCUAGGGGAUGCUGAGCCCAAGGCUCUGGAAAGGAAGAGUUGAACCAGGCCUUUUUCAUGAAUCUCAAAAGGUAACUCCGUGGCGGUGUGGCACAGGAAGGUAGAGUCGGGAUACAGACAUCUGUGGUGUCCUGGUCUCUUCUAUGGGGCGGGGUUGUUACAUACAUAUGUGUUCUAGUUCUGAUAGCUGCUGUGCGCCUCCCAUGUUGUGCCCCAAAUACCACGUGGCGAAGGGUCUCCGAGGGCCGUCUGUGAGAGCCUGAUCAGGACAGAGGCCCUUCCAAAGGGCCAAAGAAGUCCACUGGCAGUUUUGAGGGUUGAGGAACUGAGAUGUCCUUGGUCUUAAACCCCAGUUUCUGAGGUAUAUUCAGAUCUUGAAAACCCAGCUUACGAUGUACCCAGGCCCCCGCAUGUACCAUCAGUGCUGCUUUUAGGAUAAAGUUCAGUUUCUGUGUCCUCCUUUUAGAACCUGUUUCCUUCACAGUCUCGUCACCCCGUGGCAGAUGGGUGGCCUCACUGUGCAUGGUCUCUGUGGUCAUGUUGUCCCCUCUACCCGGUGUUACUCCUUUGAAGUCUCACUUACAGGCUCGAUCACCAGGUGCUGGAGGUCAGAGGCCUGUCUAAAUCUUGUUGGUCUCUUGCACAAGGUUUGGGAAUUAUUUCCCAAGUAGACAUUUCAGUUUUAAGUGUUUAAAAAAAAAACAAAAGUUUCUCUACAACAUGAAAUUUACUUUUAAGUUUUGAAAUAGGCAAAGUAUGUAUUUUUCUCUUGAAUUCUUUUUAUUUUUUUAUUUUUUGGUUUUUCGAGACAAGGUUUCUCUGUAGUUUUGGAGGCUGUCCUGGAACUCCCUCUGUAGACCAGACUGGCCUCGAACUCCCGAGUGCUGGGAUUAAAGGCGUGCGCCACCACAGCCCGGCUUCUCUUGAAAUUUCUUAAACUUAAAAGGUUUUUAUACUGUGGCCUUCAUUGGUUCAUUUUAGGUGCCAUCAAAAAAGCCUUUUUUGGUGACCUGUCUGCCACAGUGUUCGGGAAAAGGAGAGAGGGGACACUUGCUGAACUGUUUAGGAAGCUCUCUGUCUUAUCCUUGUAAGUUAGGCUUAUUUGUUAGCAUUUUUGCUGAUGAAACCUGAGGUCAGAAGGCGUAAGCCACUUAAGAGGAAAGAGGCUGUGGACCAGAAUCUGAUUCUAACCCUAACACUCCUGCUACUUUUUAUUCAGGCGAGUCAGUCCCCAGGAAGGCCACAGAUCCAGAGACUCUGCAAUAGCCGCAGGCAAAGUUACUAGUCUCUAAGGUCUGUCAGCCUGACACUUGUCCAUCUAUUACUUUGUUUCUUCCUUACCAUAGAUCUGGAGGGUGUGACCCAUCCAUGGGUGGAGAGAGAGUAGAGCUUAAUGACCGGCCACUAUCCUACAGUGUCCUCCUAAGAUGAGGCUGUUAAAGGCAGGCUGGGUCCCCGGCUAGUGUCUCCAUGUGGGAACUCCCUUCCAGCAGUUCUUAUGAUUCCCAGAAUCUCUAAAAAAAGGCAACUGUGGAAAUGAGGAAAAAAACUAUCUAUCCAAAACAGCUAAAUCUUACGAGGACACACCCUGCAUUAAAAGAGGCCCUUCAUCUCGACAUGGUGGUGGACCCAACAAUCCCAGCCCUUGCGGGGCUAAGGCAGAACAACCCUGAGUUCAAGGCCAGCCUGAGCUACAUAGGGAGAUCCUAUCUCAAACAAUAAAAGCAAAUCACCUUCAUCAAGUAAAGCACAAAAGCAGGUAACAUCAAAGUGCUGAGCUGAAGAAUGAGCCUAGCCAGGACACACAAGGGAGUGGCCACCAACAUCUAAUCUAUGGGCCUUGCUCUGGGGUUUCUGUGGGUGCCGGUGCUAUCAGUAGGUUUUCCUUGGAAAUAAUUUUAUAUGCAAACUCUGAGGGUGAUGUUCCAAGAAAUAAACUUUGGAAGCAAAAGGAACACUUAAGGCGGUAACUCAGACACAUGGCUGGCUAUCUUUUGUGCUAUUCAGUUAUACACCCAAAUGCUGAGGCGUUAGAAGCUAUCUAUACAAAUGAUGUUCUCUGGUAACCUCAGCCUAUAGUCCUCUGUUAACAGCACUAAUAAAAGGGUUUGAUAUGC
Molecule: messenger RNA, 3683 nt
Organism: Mesocricetus auratus (golden hamster)
Lineage: Eukaryota; Metazoa; Chordata; Mammalia; Rodentia; Cricetidae
Product: protein CutA homolog
Exons: 6
Coding region: 155-628 (157 amino acids)
Biological process (GO): response to metal ion
Molecular function (GO): copper ion binding
Source: RefSeq, a predicted model, not a curated record